Molecule: messenger RNA, 3299 nt
Organism: Anopheles stephensi (Asian malaria mosquito)
Lineage: Eukaryota; Metazoa; Arthropoda; Insecta; Diptera; Culicidae
Gene: eco
Product: N-acetyltransferase eco
Exons: 4
Coding region: 197-3073 (958 amino acids)
Biological process (GO): mitotic sister chromatid cohesion
Cellular component (GO): nucleus; chromatin
Molecular function (GO): protein-lysine-acetyltransferase activity
Source: RefSeq, a predicted model, not a curated record
AGCGUUUGUUUACACUCCCGUUGCGAUCAUUCCCGUUUCGCGCGCGCGUUGAACCCUACUGAAAUGUGUUAAUUUUACGCGUUUUUUUUACAAUAAAACUUAUUCGUAACGUUAAAGCGUGUGCCAAGUGGUGGUGUUUAUGUGCGUGAAGGAAAUUGAUGUACCAGUCGCGUAAAUUCAAUGUUCACAGGCAGCGAUGGAAACUCCACGCACGGCGGUGAAUCAUCGAACUCACCGAGGUCACCUGAGAACGCCAACAAUGUCGAGCAGCAAGAAAUCGCUGUUCGGAAAGGAUGUGGACGAUGAAACCGACAUUGGACCGAUAACACCACUCCGGUUCGGUAGCCACCGGAAGAGCACGAGAAAAUCCACAAGUGCCCUAAGCAACAUUACCUCCUUUCGCAACCUGUUUGGCAAUGCUUCACCGGACGAUAGCGAUCGUUCCCUGUCGCCAGAUUUUGCGACACGCUUUACCAACAAUGGACGGUACGAGCUGCUAUCGGCGGACCACGACAAAGAAAACAUGAUGGCUCAUCCUGUCGACGAAGAGACGCGCUUCUCCUUUGACAGCAGCAGCAUCCCGGAAACGCCGACCAGUCGGCUCAGUGCCGAGGAAAGUGCGCUGCUCGAUGAAAAUAACUCAAACUCCCUAUCGAUACUGAUGAAUGCGGAUCUGAAUCUGGUAGAGAAGCAAUCGCUCCACCGUACGCCGGGCGUGACGACACGCAGUCGCGCGAUAAACAAUACUAAUGCACGAUCCGUUGAUUCUUCGCUUCGCCGAACGCAGCUGCAUCUGGCGGGCGUUAAGCGAGCGCACGCUGGAACGCCGGACGACACGUCGCAAUCACCUUCGUGUGCCGGCAGCGAUAGGAGCAGCGCAAAACGGCCCUACACCCGUGCACGCACAGCGCUCCACUUCAACGAUGUGCAACCGAUACCGACAAAAUCGUUCUACUCAUCGGCCGCCGUGGAAAAAGUUACGCCAGUUAAGAUGCCACCAGCGAUGUCUACGAAAUCGUUUUACGCGUCUUCCUCGAAGCUAGAUGCGCACCCGAUUCCCACCCACGCCUCACCUGAAAACUCUCACCCAAAACCAGCCACGAACGAAGGCUCAGCAGCAAAAAAGCCAUUUUCUGCUUCAAAAACGCCCCGUAAAGCGUCGUCGACGACCGUGCGCAAACGGACCAAAUCCUUCUCGUCCAGUAAUGCGCCACGGUUAGGCCAACGGGGUACCGUCCAUAAGAUCCAGAAACCGGUGAAAAAAGCACCCGUGGCGCCGAAAAGGAGAAGCUCAAGAGGGCAGCAAAAAAACCGUGCCAUUGCCGGUGGAACGAAAAGUUGUCCCACGACACCGAAAGCCGAAAGGAAUGCGCCCAGCCUCGACCAUGCCGAGAUGGUCCGCAAGCUGAACGAUGUCAGCGGUAGCGUUCGGCAGGGUCGAACGAACCUAACAAACGCUCGUCCGCUGUCCAGUGCACGUUCGAUGACGGAUCUGAGCCAGGCCUGCAACGAAGCUAACACAUCUUCGGACGAAGAUGAAGAUUCAGCGUCCGAGCAGGAGGACGACAGGGUGCGGCGCAAGUUCUUUCGCUCGAAAGAUAAAUCGCGCUCGAUACGCCGUGUGUACAACCAUUUCAAUUCCAUCAUCAUUGGCGUGAAGAAUGGUGGCAAGCGAAAGUUGCUUAGCUUUCCGCAAACGCCGAAACGUCGGCGUACCGCUUUCGAGCAGGAUGAUUUCGAUUUUGAAAGCGAACAGUUGGAGGUGGACAAUCUGAUCAGCCAGCUGGACGAUGGGGAAGAGCUUAAUGGCGCGCAUGACAACGAUGAUGAUGAUGCACCGAUACCGAUACAAUCAAACGUCAUCUACGUGUCUGCAGACGAUGGAUUCGCCGGGGAAAACGGCCGAGUGGAGGAAGGUAUGGAAUAUCAAGUACCGAAUGUGGAGAAUGGAUCAAUCAUUAUACAGCAUGACGAAUCGGAGGCUCUGCCGGUGGUGCUCGUCCAAGGCGACGAUUCAAAUUUGCAUUACGAAACCGUUCAGCGAGGUGCCGCUGACCAUUGUGGUGAAUUUAUGACAAACAGCAGCACAAUCAUUAUACAGCAUAACGAGUAUCAUACCGCUUCGACGAUUCAUCGUGCCAGCGCAACGUCCACAACGGUCAUGAACAGCUCAACAGUAUCACAACAGUAUCACUACGCAACCCAGUGCCAGGCGGAUCAACCGCCCCAAACGACCUCCAACCCAGUGCCAAACGAAUACUAUCCCCUGUUCUAUCCCGACCGGGCAAAGCAACUCUGGAAACAGCAAACGGCCGGUGCCGUUCCCGGCGGACAAACCGAUGUGUACCACUUGCUGCGCCAACAGGACAUUCCGGCCCGGGGCGCAAUGCACGGCAUCGGCAAGGACCAGUAUCAAAUCGAUGCCGGUCAGCGGGGGUACGGUGCGGUCCACUGUAAAGAAUGUGGCCUAACGUACACGACGCACGAACCGGAAGAGGAGCGCUUCCAUGACAGCUUUCAUCGCUCGCAGGCCAAACUCACGUUCCCCGGCGGAAUGAACGAGCUGGUGGUAGCGAGCGUACCGGAGUGGGACGUUACCGGGCGAAUUAUUGUCGUCGCAUCGCAGACCGCAAGUAACCGACCGUUGCUGAAACGGAUACGGGGCGUGCUGGAGGUGGUGGACGCUGAGCUUGGCUACGCGGCACAGGGCGAACUGCCGAAUGGUGCCUGCGUGUAUGUGGCCAUCGCUCGCGGAACGGUGCUGGGGCUGUGCGUCGUGCAGCCGGUCCAGUAUGCGAACCGAAUGAUCUGCCUCGAGGGAUUGCACGGUGUACCGAUCGAUUGCUAUUCGUCCGAGUUUUAUCCGGCCAAAUGCGGCAUAUCGCGGCUUUGGGUAGCGCCCAAAUACCGCCGACACGGCAUCGGACGCAAGCUGCUGAACGCGAUCCGGUAUCAUUACAUCUUCGGCUACACGCUGGCGUGCGACGAGAUCGCGUUCGGUGCACCGACGGAGCUGGGUAAACUGUUUGCGGAAUCUUUUGCCGGGCGGAAAGAUUUUCUCGUCUACAUUUAGCUCACAGUUUUAUGUGCCACACCGAUCAUCCUGUUUCCCCCCCCCCCCCCCCCCACACUUUUUAUGUUAUUUGUGUGCUUGUUUUUGUUAGGCGUUAAGAUUUAAGAGGAGCUGUUCGACUCCACAAUGUACCUCUCUUUUUUGCUUAAUUUUAUUCCAUGUAAAUAAACGAUUGGUCAGGAGGCUGCUUUUUUUUCGGCCACUCCGCACCGGGUGUACGGGUUCU